AGUCUGCCCCCUGGUUUCAAGGUUUUUGGUUUUCCCCUCCACCUUGUUUAUGAACUUCUUGGUGAGCAGAGAUCAUAGAAUUACUUUGUUAUCCCCCACAGUUUUUCUCUUGGGAUGCCGCUUUGAGACCAGUGGGUGGAGCGCAGAUGUCCUGAAAUGGGAGCUUGGUCUAGCAACCAAGUCUGACCCAGCUUUCUCCUUUACUUUCAGUUGAGCUGUGAAUAUUUUCCUGUUUCUCAGAAGUGCAGUGUGCACUUCUGCAUCCAGGGAGUCAGCCCUCCAGGAGUUAACUCCAUCUCUGAAUUCCAUUGGAUAGCCGGGAGUGUCUGAGGAAAUGCCAAGGAUAUCUCAUGGGAAGGGGGGUGUUAGCUUCUGACUCGUCCUUAGUUUGCCUUCUGUUCCCUCACCAAGUGUACUUUAGAAUAUCGAGUGAGAAAUAUAGGGAUAAAAAUGGGCAGGACACAAUCACUAAUGCUACAGGCAAGGCACAGAUUUUCUGUGGGAGCCAGAGACAGAGAUCCUGCUUGUUCACCAGCUUAAGGGCGGCCUAACAUCUUCUUUAUUCCCAGUCAGGGCCCCCGUGUAAAGUUUUCCCCUUGUGCCUGGCCAGUCAUAAGAGAACGCACAAAACUGACAAAUGCAUCAAUUUACAUGCCUUUCAGAGGAAUAACAAAAUUCCUCUGUGGACCAUUUUAUGUCCGAAUGACUCUGUGGAAUGAUAGGGCCAUUCAGAUCCGUGGAUUUCAGAGCAUUUCAGUAACAGUAUUAGCCUCUGGGAGCAGGCUGACUUACAGAUAUGAAGUGAAGCCUUUUCACUGCAGUUCACAAACCGCAAAUCCCCUCCCCUCGCCCCUAGGCGUGCAGCAUCCCUCAAGGGGCCGCACGGCCAAAGCUCUGAUUGGUCAGGCAGGAGAAAAACCCUUGCUUUGGCCGCUGGGGGGGCUCCAACUACAGUACCCAGAAAGUCCUGCGCGGAGUUCAGCCAGUGGAAGAACUUCCGCGGGAAUACGCCUCAUGGGGGCGGGACUUCCGGCCUCCUCCUUGUGGCGGCCAUUUUGCUGCUCUCGGGCGUGCCGGGGCGGGACCGAAGUGACGGAACUGUCAAGGCGCAGAAGUCGUUGUCCCCACGGCAGAGAGGCGGGUCCGCGGCUGGCGACACCGCCCGGACUGCCCCUCGCGGGGGCCGGGAGGGGGACCGCCGGUCCACGUGUCCACUCCGUCCAUAGAGUCCGAUGGCGGCGGUCGCGCCCAGGGACCCGGCUCAGGAUAGUGUGACCUUUGAGGACAUUGCUGUGUACUUCUCCUGGGAGGAGUGGAGGCUUCUUGAUGAGGCUCAGAGAUGCCUGUACCACGAUGUGAUGCUGGAGAACUUUACACUUGUAUCCUCACUGGGUUGCUGCUGUGGAGCAGAGAAUGAGGAGGCCCCCUUUGCACAGAGCGCUUCUGUAGGCGUUUCACAGACCUGGACGCCCAGGGCUGCUUUUUCUUCCCGGAAGACCCACCCCUGUGAGAUGUGCGGUCCCGUCUUGAGAGACAUUUUCCACUUGGCUGAGCUCCAGGGGAAAGAAAACAGCCAGAAACUGUUGAGGUGUGGGGCCUGCGGGAAACGAUUUUCUUUCAGUGUGAGGUUGGAGCAGCAGCAGCAGCAGGAGCAGCCUGCGGGAGCAAAACCAUUCAGAAGCCGUGUGGACAGGGCCUCUGCUGUCAAGAGCUGGGGAUCCGGUGGUUCGGGAAAGCCCUUUACCUGUGGAGAGGUUGAGAAGGACUUGCUGUCUGGCUCGGGGCAUCUGGGGCAAGAGGCCACUUGUACUGGGGAGAAGCCAAAGGAAAUCACCCAGUGCAGGGCAACAUUACAAAGCCGAAAAAGUCAUCACACCUGGGGAGAAUGCAAGAAUGCCUUCAGUCCCAAACACGCGCUUGUUCAGGACCACUGUUUUGUGUGCAGUGAAUGUGGGAAAACAUUCAGGUACAAAUCUUCAUUUGCCAUACACCAGAGAUACCAUACUGGAAAAAGACAUCAUGAGUUUGGUGAAUGCGGAAAAUCCCUUAGGCAGAGCUCUUCCCUCAGUCAACAUGGAAAGACUCACACUGGGUCCAGGCAAUACAAGUGCAGCAAAUGUGGGAAGUCCUUAAGCCACAGAUCUGUCCUCAUUCAACACCAGAGAUGGCACAAUGGAGAAAACAGUUAUGUAUGCAGUGAAUGUGCAGAAUCUUUUAACCGUGGCUCCGUGUUGAUACCUUGUGGAGUUCAAACUGGAGAAAGGCCUUUUAAGUGUAGUGACUGUGCAAAAUCUUUUACUUCUGUCUCUGCCCUCAGUUAUCAUCAGAGAUCUCACACAGGAGAAAGGCCUUAUGAAUGCAGUGAAUGUGGGAAAUCUUUUAUCUCUAGGUCUGAUCUCCGUUAUCAUCAGAGAGUUCAUUCUGGAGAAAGGCCUUACGAGUGCAGUGAAUGUGGGAAAUCUUUUAUCACUCGUACUGCUCUCCGUUAUCAUCACAGAGUUCACACUGGAGAAAGGCCUUAUGAGUGCAGUGAGUGUGGCAAGUCCUUUACCCGAAGAAAUAACCUCAUUAUACACCUAAGAGUUCACUCAGGUGAAAGACCAUAUGAGUGUAGUGAAUGUGGGAAAUCUUUUACCUUUAGCUCUAGCCUGCGUUACCACCACAGAGUUCACACUGGAGAAAGACCUUAUGAGUGUAGUGAAUGUAGGAAAUCGUUUAACAAUAGGUGGACGCUCAUUCGACACCGGAGAAUUCACACAGGAGAAAAGCCUUACGUGUGCAGUAAAUGUGGAAAAUCUUUUACCUGUAGCUCCACUCUCCAGUAUCAUCAUCGAGGUCACCUUGGAGAAAGACCUUAUGAGUGCAGUGAAUGUGGGAGGUCUUUUACCACUAGCUCUGCCCUCCGUUAUCACCAGAGAGUUCACACUGGAGAAAGGCCUUAUGAGUGCAAUGAAUGUGGGAAAUCCUUUAUUUCUAGGUCUGACCUCCAUUACCACCAUAGAGUUCAUUCUGGAGAAAGGCCUUAUGAGUGUAGUGAAUGUGGGAAAUCCUUUAUCCGAAGAAAUAACCUCAUUUUACAUCAGAGAGUUCACACAGGAGAAAGGCCUUACAAAUGUAGUGAAUGUGGGAAAUCUUUUAACAAUAGAUGGACACUCAUUCAACACCAGAGAGUUCACACAGGAGAAAAACCGUAUGUGUGCAGUGAGUGUGGGAAGUCUUUUACCUGUAGCUCCACACUCUGUUACCAUCAAAGAGUUCAUGAAGGUAAAAGACCUUAUGAGUGCAAUGAAUGUGGGAAAUCUUUUACCUCCAGUUCCACUCUCCGUUAUCAUCAGAGAGUUCACACAGGAGAAAGGCCUUACAAGUGCACUGAGUGUGGGAAAUCUUUUACCUUUAGUGCCAGCCUUCGUUAUCAUCACAGAGUUCACAGUGGAGAAAGGCCUUAUGAGUGCACUGAAUGUGGGAAAUCCUUUAAGGAUAGAUCACAAUUCAAUAAACACCGGAGAACUCACACGGGAGAAAGGCCUUAUGAAUGCAGUGAAUGUGGGAAGACAUUUAGCCAAAAAUCUUCCCUGUCAAUACACCAGAGAAUUCAUAAUAGUGAACGGUCUUAUGAAUGUAGUGCUUGUGGGAAAUCUUUCACAUCUAUAUCUGGCCUUGGUUAUCAUCAUAGAGUUCAUAGGGGAGAAAAGCCUUAUCAGUGCAGUGAAUGUGGGAAAUCUUUUACCAAUAGCUCAAUACUCAUUCGACACCAGAGGGUUCAUACAGGAGAAAGACCUUAUGUGUGCAGUGAAUGUGGAAAAUCUUUUACCAGUAGUGCUACCCUCUCUUACCAUCAGAGAGUUCAUGCAGGUAAAAGGCCUUAUGAGUGCAGUGAAUGUGGGAAGUCAUUUACCUCCAGUUCCACCCUUCGUUAUCAUCAGAGAGUUCAUGCAGGAGAUAGGCCUUACGGGUGUGGUGAAUGUGGGAAAUCUUUUAUCUCUAGCUCCAAACUACGCUAUCAUCAGAGAGUUCACACUGGAGAAAGGCCUUAUGAGUGCAGUGAGUGUGGGAAAUCCUUCAGGGAUAGUUCCCAAUUCAGUCAACACCGGAGAGGUCAUACUGGAGAAAGGCCUUAUGAGUGCAGUGAAUGUGGGAAGUUUUUUACACGGAAAUCUACCCUCUCUCAACAUCAAAGAGUUCACACUAGGGAAAGGCCUUAGGUUGCAGGGAAGGUGUAAUUUCCUAUUCACUAUAAGAACACUGCAGGGAACUCUGAGGAGCCAUCUGUCUGCCCUGAGUCUCAGACAGCUGAACGUGCACAGUAGGAUAAUCCAU
This is a messenger RNA of Mustela erminea (ermine), 4317 nucleotides long. Its product is annotated as zinc finger protein 418-like. Lineage: Eukaryota; Metazoa; Chordata; Mammalia; Carnivora; Mustelidae. Gene Ontology annotation, molecular function: DNA-binding transcription repressor activity, RNA polymerase II-specific. The record is from RefSeq and is a predicted model, not a curated record. The transcript is spliced from 4 exons. The coding region runs from base 1233 to 4202 and encodes 989 amino acids. Gene Ontology annotation, biological process: negative regulation of transcription by RNA polymerase II.